AUGAAAAAGCCUUAUAGUAGACCGCAGACAUCCCAGGGUCCCUCUUACUACCAGUGUGGUGGACCCCAUCUGAAGAGGAACUAUCCUCAGUUGGCAAGCAGAGUAGGAGGGUCAGGCGACCAUCGCAAAUGCUUUAUAUGCGAUAAACCGGGACACUUCGCCAACAACUGCUAUGAAAAGAAGAGUCUUGGCACGAAGAAACCAGCAGCAUCGCCAGCAGAGCGAGCUAGGGCAGCGGGCAGAGUCUUUGCCCUGACCACCACUGAGGCUACACAGUUGGGUAAUCUUAUCCUUGAACCUUGUGUGUUGUUUGGUAACGUAGUACUGGUGUUGUUUGAUUCCGGGGCAACCCACUCUUUUAUUUCUAAUGUGUGCAUGGGGAGAUUGAAAUUGGUGACACAUGAUUUGGAUGUGAGUUGCUUGUUUCAACUCCCUCCUCAGGUCAAGUGGCUACCAGUUCAAUCUGCGUUGGGUGUUCUAUGGAAGUGGCAGGUCGCCGAUUCAAGGUGA
This is a messenger RNA of Vigna unguiculata (cowpea), 510 nucleotides long. RefSeq lists its product as uncharacterized. Gene Ontology annotation, molecular function: zinc ion binding; nucleic acid binding. NCBI's taxonomy places the organism in Eukaryota, Viridiplantae, Streptophyta, Magnoliopsida, Fabales, Fabaceae. The record is from RefSeq and is a predicted model, not a curated record.